Messenger RNA from Osmerus eperlanus (European smelt), 1799 nucleotides. RefSeq lists its product as uncharacterized. The transcript has 4 exons. Gene Ontology annotation, biological process: G protein-coupled receptor signaling pathway. NCBI's taxonomy places the organism in Eukaryota, Metazoa, Chordata, Actinopteri, Osmeriformes, Osmeridae. Gene Ontology annotation, cellular component: membrane. The coding region runs from base 43 to 1071 and encodes 342 amino acids. The record is from RefSeq and is a predicted model, not a curated record. Gene Ontology annotation, molecular function: G protein-coupled receptor activity; oxysterol binding.
CAGGGGAGACCACUCCACACCAAGGCACACUGCAGUUCUUUGAUGGCUGACAAUAGCACGCCGGACAACUUCUCCACCGCCGCCAAUGGGAGCUCCUGUGACGUACUCGUCUACGGGACUCCGGCGCUGGUCAUUUUCCCCGUGUUCUACUCGCUGGUGUUCCUCGUCAGCGCCUGUGGCAACAGCCUGGUCCUCUACGUCAGCUGUGGGAAGAAGGGGCAGAAGUUCAACUCCACGUCGGUGUACCUGGUGAACCUGGCGCUGUCCGACGCCCUCUUCACCCUGGCCCUCCCAGGCAGGGUGGUCUACUACAUCCGGCAGUUUGACUGGCCGUUCGGAGACCUGCUCUGCCGGCUGACGGCUGUUUUGUUCUUCACCAACACCUACACAGGUAUCGCCUUCAUGACCUGUAUUAGCCUGGACCGCUUCCUGGCCAUGGUUCACCCUCACCGUCUGCAGCGUCUGCGUGGAGCGAGGGUGGUCCGCGGGGUCUGCUGCCUUGUCUGGCUCCUGGCUUCUGUUCAGACGUCCCCGCUUCUAUUCCGGCCCAUGCUCCAGGAGCAGCAGGGCAGGCGCACCUGCAUGGAGUACUUCAACUUCGACGGCUCUCCCUCCACCCCCUACCUGCUCCUCCUGGCCUGCCUGCUCUCCUUCUGCUUCCCCCUGCUGGCCAUCCUGGGCUGCUACACCCAGAUCCAGCUCAAGCUGCGGGCCAGCGCCAAGCAGAACCCGCUGACCGGCCGUUCUGGCCGGAGCCAAAGGGCCAACACCAUCAUCCUCCUCAUCCUUCUCACCUUCGUCCUGUGCUUCAGCCCCUACCACCUCAACAUCAUGAGGUUCAUGGUUAGGAAGAUGGUUGGCCAGCCCACUUGCCCCGAACUGAGAGCAUUCAAGGUGUCUCUUCAGGUGACUGUGUCUAUGAUGAAUCUCAACUGCUGCCUAGAUCCAGUCAUCUACUUCUUUGCUAUAAAGACCUACAAAAAGAGGGUGUUAAGUCUGUUUAAGGGUUACCUGUCCGCCUCUGGACCCUCCUCCAAGACCACCACGGACAACAGCAGCAGCAACACCUGAACCUGAACCCCCAGGCAGAGAUCAGAGACCAUUGAAGUCUGAGGCGAGAGAGAGGAUGCUCUGGAAGAGGAAGUGGGAAACCUUAUCUGGUUACUUUACCAGUUGCUUGGGUGUGUUGAUGUUCUUGUGUCUGAUAGCACUUGACUUUAGCUCAUUGUUGACAUGGACAAGCCCUGAACAAUUUUCUGGGGAAAUUCCGAUCUGUCAGUGACAUUUGAUCUGUGGCUAAGUAGUGUGACAAUGACAACUAUGACAGCAAAGGUUCAGUCAUGUGAAUCAGCAAAGCCUGUUAAUUUACUGGAAAAGACUGAAAUGUAUUAAAUUUACAACUGCUAUUCGUUAGAUUAUGUUGAAUCUUUUAACUCUUGGCUGACUAACUUGAAAUAUAAUUUUGUACAUGUAAAACAUUACCGCUGUCUGUUAGAUCAACUUUGUGCUGUACUCAAGUUGACUGGUUACAUAAGGCCAGUGCCUUUUCUAUGAAGUCAACAGUACUAUUGCUUUUUUUCCUUGUGUUGUUCCUUUUUUGUAGAUACAAUUUGUCUAGCUUUGUCUAGCUAGUGUGUGCUUUUGUUGUAUCUUUGUGGUUUGGUACGUCUGUCCUAAGGAACAAAAAAGUAUUUCAUUUCCUCUUUAUAUUGAUAACAAAAACACACAGACAUAAAUGUCAGUGUAGUUUUCUUUAAAAAACUGUCAUUGGUUUAUUGACACCUGUUUAUUGGUUGAUC